CCCGCCUUGGGCCCAGUCGCCAAAAGUCUUGCUUCCAGGCCCCAGGGCAGGUCCUGCUUACACUCAGUUAAUGGGAGUGUUUCAGGAUGUAAAACUGCCAAAUCAAGUGCAGGAUAAUCUGAGCCCUAAUACGUCCACACGGAAGAAGGUGCGUGAAGAAUGAGAUGACAUUCGAUUAUACCACGUCGAACCACACCUGUCUAGCUAUGGAUCAGAAGCUUUCCCAGUUGGUGGAGGACCUGACAACCUCAGGAGAAUCAGAGCUGAAUUCCGAGAAACUGAAAGAGCUGAAGAAAAUCUGCAAGUCUUCUGAAGAGCACAUUAGCCAAGCGUACCAUCUUCUCAUGACCCAGCUGAACCAAGAGCACGCUGAGAUACGCUUCUCAGCUUUUCAGAUUGUGGAUGAGCUCUUUACACGGUCACACCAAUUUCGGACACUGAUCAUUUCCAAUUUCCAAGAAUUCCUGGAGCUCACGGUGGAAACGGACCACGAGCAGCCCCUGCCUCCCCCAAAAGAGGUCGCGAAAAAGCUGAAGAGAGAGGCCAUCAAAUCCGUGCAAGAGUGGAACGAGAAAUACGGAGAGGCCUAUAAGAAGCUAUCGCUAGGAUACCAUUUCUUAAAACAUAACAAAAAGGUGGAUUUUCAAGACAUAAGUGCUAGGACGCUGGCUGAAAGAAAAAGGGAAGAGGAGAAGCAAAAACGGUUAGAAAAUAUCUACAGAGAACGAGCUGAGAAAGCGGAAAAAGAAAUGGAAGAAAUGUCUGAAGAAAUUGAGGCUUCUUUGACCGAGGUGGAGACCUGCUUUAGACUCUUAAUGCCCUUCGAUUUUACCGUAAGCGCUGGCGAUUUAGAACUCGCAGAAGGCAGGACACCUGCGGCCGAGCAGGGAGCUUCUCAGUGGGCGUCCUGCUCCAUUCCCACUGACGAUGAGCAGCCUUGUUGUAGCAAGGACCUCCCUUCACUGGACCCAAGAGGCAAGAGAAAUGGAGAAAACCCCCAGAUGUCAGCCCACUGGAAGCAAAAGCAACUUUAUCCCGAGGAACUUCCAGAAGGUCAUGGUGGCGAGGAUGGUGAUGAUGAUGACGAUGAUGAUGAUGAAGAAGAAGAAGAAGAUGGCGAAGUCUUCAUAAGAAGCCACGGUCUUGGGUCUCGUAAAUAUACUCUCAACCUUGAAAUCUCCACAGCAGAUAUGAAAGUACAUGAGAAUGAAGAUAAUAGUGCUAUAGUAAACAAUGUCAUGGACGUGCUUAAACUCAUCAGAAAUAAAUUCCAACCUUCUGUUCAGUCCUGGAUUCAGCUUUUUACCCGGGCAGGUGUACAUGAUGACCGUUUAAAGCGUGCCAUUGAUCUUAAGAAGAAAUUAGAAACGGUCGUGGAAAAGUAUAAGGAAAUGAACCUUGAGCCUAAACAGAGUCGAGUGACGAAAGCCUCGGACGAUGAAGAUGAUGAAGAUGAAUUUGUGGAGGUUCCUGAGAAGGAAGGUUAUGAGCCUCACAUUCCAGACCACCUGCGAAAGGAGUAUGGUUUGGAGCCCACAGUAUCACCUCUGAACCCAGAGAAAGCCAAAGGAGUGAGAUCACUGGGGCCGGGCCACUCACGGCAACCAAAACGGAACGAAGAGGAACUCGACCCAACCUGUGCCGCUGCGACCCUGAGGCUGAUCAGAGAUAAACUGCCCAAGUUACCUUCUCCGCCAACCAGUGGCUCAGGAAACAUGGCAUCAGCUUCGGAGGGGGAACCCAGCAGCAAGUCCCAGAAGCUGGAGGAAGAACGAGCUAAAGCCCCAGUUAUGCCUUUUGGAAUAGAUCUUUAUUACUGGGGAGAGGAGCAGCCCACUGCUGGAAAGAUUCUAAAAUUUAGUUCUCAACACCGGUUCUGGGCACCGAAUGAGUUGGAGGAGGAAGUGGAAAGUACAGAAAUAGCCGAGAUGUUAAAAAGUCGCUACAUCACCUUUGCCGGCAAGUUCGAACCCGUGAAGCACAAGUGUCGAGCGCCUAUGCCCGGCGGGAGGCUUUGUGAGCGGCAGGACAGGUUUAAGUGUCCAUUCCAUGGGAAGAUAAUUCCUCGGGAUGAAACUGGGACUCCCACUGACCCAGAAGACAAAGCCAGAGAGGAAAAGAAGAAAUUUGAGAAGCAGGCAGACCAGCCAGAAUGGCAGGACCCUGAGCUUAUGAGAGAGAUUGAAGCAGCCACCGGAGCGGAUCUUGGCUCUGCCAGAUACAGCAGAAAAGGAGGAAAGGGCAAAGGGAAGAAGAAGAAGUUCCCUAAUCUGACUGAUCUAAAGCAGCAAGCAAAUACAUCCCGUUCCAGAAUCGAGAAAAAAGUCUUUAAUAAAGGUGCAAUGAAACGAGUAAUAAAAGAAAUGAAUCGCAUGGACCAAAAGAAACACGAAAAGUUUGCCAACCAAUUUAACUACGCAUUGAAUUGAAUUGGUCAAAAAGAAAACACCGGGAGGAAAAAGAAGCAGCCUGCGGCCAUGUGAAUAUAAAGACUGCUCUGGGACCUUUCUAGUGAAAUGAAAGAAUUGAACUAUGCACUUUUACAUUAUCUUUCCUAAUCAUCAUAUCAGCUUGUUUCAUCUGUUAACUUAUUAAGAUUUGAUAACGAACAUGGAUUUUAGCAAUAACAACAAGGCUGUACAUAAUUGUGUGUAUUUAGCAUAAAUUGGUAACUACUUGGAUUUGACACGAAAUAUAAUGAGCUUUACGGCGUGAACAUAUUCUAAUUAAAAUGCUCAGGGUUUUUCUUUCUUAAUGGACUGAUGUAAUUUUCUCUCUACUGCCUUUGGGGCCAAGCGCUUUGAAAAUUUGCCCUGGUCUCAGUGCUCCUCAGCAGAGGUGUCAAUCUCAGGCAAUUUUGUUGGUUUAAGAAAAACAAAAAAAAGCACUUAAAAAUCUGGCCUGUAUUAAGCCUCAGAAGCUUGCUUAAAUCUUUGGAAUUGGCAUAAGCAUCCUAACAGAUGAGAGGCUGUAGAUUUCUCAGAGCAGUCACUUUUAUUUUCAGAUUGUCCGCUCUUUGUGGGUAGGGACCUUGUCUUUUUUUUUCUUGUAUGUUCCUAAGCGCCUAGUUUACCGUUCUAAACACAGUCAACACUCAAAGCUAUUGAGUUUGAUGAGACCUUCUGGAACACUACACUAUCUCCAGUCAUUUAGCCGUCGAGUAGAUAUAAGGAAGUCCCAGAGAGUAUUAUUCAGAGCCAAGUUUGUUAUUGUGAUUUUUUAAAAAUGUGUUUUAUUGAACAUUAUUAUUACUACAGGAGUUAUACUUUUAAAUAAAAUCCUUGAUAUUUAAAGUCGUUUCACACU
Messenger RNA from Ornithorhynchus anatinus (platypus), 3306 nucleotides. RefSeq names its product UV stimulated scaffold protein A (gene UVSSA). Gene Ontology annotation, molecular function: RNA polymerase II complex binding. The record is from RefSeq and is a predicted model, not a curated record. NCBI's taxonomy places the organism in Eukaryota, Metazoa, Chordata, Mammalia, Monotremata, Ornithorhynchidae. Gene Ontology annotation, cellular component: chromosome. Bases 165 to 2429 code for a protein of 754 amino acids. Gene Ontology annotation, biological process: response to UV; transcription-coupled nucleotide-excision repair. The transcript is spliced from 14 exons.